GUUACAGCAUCAGUACUUUGCUUUAGAGCGAUGGCGCGCACGAAGCAGACGGCGCGUAAGUCGACGGGCGGGAAGGCGCCCCGCAAGCAGCUGGCCACCAAGGCGGCCCGCAAGAGCGCGCCGGCCACGGGCGGCGUGAAGAAGCCGCACCGGUACCGGCCCGGCACGGUGGCGCUGCGCGAGAUCCGGCGCUACCAGAAGUCGACGGAGCUGCUCAUCCGCAAGCUGCCCUUCCAGCGGCUGGUGCGCGAGAUCGCGCAGGACUUCAAGACCGACCUGCGCUUCCAGAGCUCGGCCGUCAUGGCGCUGCAGGAGGCGAGCGAGGCCUACCUGGUCGGGCUCUUCGAGGACACCAACCUCUGCGCCAUCCACGCCAAGCGCGUCACCAUCAUGCCCAAGGACAUCCAGCUGGCCCGGCGCAUCCGUGGUGAACGUGCAUAGGUCUACAACAUAACCGCUAAUUUUUAAAUUAUCCAACACAAAGGCUCUUUUAAGAGCCACUC
This is a messenger RNA of Phalacrocorax carbo (great cormorant), 503 nucleotides long. NCBI's taxonomy places the organism in Eukaryota, Metazoa, Chordata, Aves, Suliformes, Phalacrocoracidae. The record is from RefSeq and is a predicted model, not a curated record.